This is a messenger RNA of Polychytrium aggregatum, 1307 nucleotides long. RefSeq lists its product as uncharacterized. NCBI's taxonomy places the organism in Eukaryota, Fungi, Chytridiomycota, Chytridiomycetes, Polychytriales. The record is from RefSeq and is a predicted model, not a curated record. The transcript has 9 exons. The coding region runs from base 168 to 1196 and encodes 342 amino acids.
CUUGUUGAGUCUCUGCUCUGCUGCGUCGGCGGGAACAAUGAAAGGAGCAAGUAAGCCAGGUCGGUCUUGGACUGAUCGGUGCCCCUCUCCAACAGACCCAGCUCGGCGUGACCGACACCAUCAAGCUCAAGGGCUUCCAAGAGCUAGAGGAGGCCAAACGAGAGGCCAUGGAGCAGAAGCUAGAGGCCGCCAAACUCUACAACGAGCUCAAGCGCACACAGCCCCUGAUCGAUGGCCUCAAGAAGAAGAACAUGGAAAUGGAGAAACAGAUAGAGGAGCUCCGGCUUGACAAACAGGAAGACCGAAUCAAGCAAUCGACAGCAACAAUGAUGCUCAAGACCGAGAUUCGCAGGCUCUAUGCCGACAGACGCCUGGUCGACCAAGGCCGCAUCCAAGACGAACGGGCACUGAACGUUGUCGAGCGCAAGCAGGCCCUGACCAAAGACAUGGUGACGCAGCUGAAGGAGGAGCUGCUGGCGAUGAAGAAGGAGAACUUUGAGCUCAAAGUCCUUGCCGAGAAGAUGAAAAAACGAUACCAUGAGGCACAGGCGCAGGCACGCAAGCUGGCCGAGGUGGCCGGACGCAACGUGGGCGAUCUGGCGACGAAGAUCGGAAACACCAUUCCACCCAAGGUCGGCACGCUGGGCAACAAACCUCCCGCCUGGGCCAGUCUGGCAUCGACUCCAGGCGGUCCAUCGCAACAUGCCCGUAUUCCGCCCCCGAGCCUACGUGCCACCAAGUCUACUCUCAUUGAGCCCGAGCUCCCGAAACCCGAGCUCGACGAUGUGCCAGACUUUGAAGCCUGGCGGCUCAAGAUCGACACCCUGACGACGGAGCGAGAUUUCCUUUCCAACGAGUGCUGCAUGCUCAAGACCCGGGGGAACGAGCUCUCAACCAAGAUUGCCAUCCUGGAGCGAGCCUCGAACGAAGCACAGGCCCGCAUCAAAGCGCUCGAGCUCGAUCAGAAGACGCAGACGUCAAGCUACAAGACAAUGCAGCUCAAGUGCAACAAGGCUUCCAAGAUUGCUGCGAGCAUCGAGAAGCAAUUCAAGGACGCCAAACCGAAUGCAAAGAUUGACUAUAGUCUGCUGGUGGAAUCCGAGCCCUCGACACAACUGCUGGCGGCGCUUCUCUCUGCCCCGACGGAACAAAUGCGAGCAAGCAGUACAAACCCAGACAAUGCCUUUCGGCGGUAGAGUGUGCGGGGAGACAUGAUGGAGGAGUCGAUACCCAGAUGUGCACAUCGAUACCCAGCUGUGCACAUCGAUACCCAGCUGUGCAUGUCGACAUCGGCACAUUGUCUGAAU